This is a messenger RNA of Grus americana (Whooping crane), 2588 nucleotides long. RefSeq names its product hyaluronan and proteoglycan link protein 3 (gene HAPLN3). Gene Ontology annotation, molecular function: hyaluronic acid binding. Gene Ontology annotation, biological process: cell adhesion. Bases 117 to 1199 code for a protein of 360 amino acids. The transcript is spliced from 5 exons. The record is from RefSeq and is a predicted model, not a curated record. NCBI's taxonomy places the organism in Eukaryota, Metazoa, Chordata, Aves, Gruiformes, Gruidae.
CUCAGCCCUGCAAGAGCCCUAAACACAGUGCAUCUGCCUGCAGCCUGCCUGCACGCCUGCCUUGCAGCCUGCCCGCAACCAGCCCUGGGCUCAGGGUUCGGCCUCGGUCCCCAGCCAUGCUGGUGCUCCCGCUGCUCCUGGAGGCCACUUUGCUGCAGCUGGCCAGUGGCUCCUACCACCCCUUCUACAACGGCUUCUACUACAACCACAUAAUGAACGACAAGGGCAACGGGCAGGAGAAAGUGGUUUCCUUCAACGGGGCCAAGCUGGUGGUGGAGACCCCCAAAGACCCCGUCUACAGCUCCAGCAGUGCCAAUGUCACCCUGCCCUGUCACUACCAUUACGAGCCUGACCUAGAGGCCAAGCGCAAGAUCCGCAUCAAGUGGUCCAAGCUGCGGGAUGACUACACCAAGGAGCAGGACGUGCUGGUGGCCAUUGGCAAGACCUACCUGGCCUUUGGGGACUUCCGGGGCCGUGCUCACCUCCACCAGACUGGCCGGCGUGAGGCCUCGCUGGUCAUCAGUGAUGUGCGCUUGCAGGAUGAUGGCAAAUACCGCUGUGAGGUCAUUGAUGGGCUGGAGGACGAGAGCGAUGUGGUGGACCUUCGGCUGCAAGGCAUCGUGUUCCCCUACCAGCCUCCCCGUGGGCAGUACAGGCUCAACUUCCACGAAGCCGAGCAAGUGUGCCAGGAGCAGGGCGCCAUCCUCGCCACCUUCAACCAGCUCUUCCAGGCCUGGAGCGAGGGACUGGACUGGUGCAACGCGGGCUGGCUGGCUGAUGGCACCGUGCAGUAUCCCAUCCGCCAGCCCCGCAAGCCCUGCGGUGGGUUGCACCUCGCCCCGGGCAUCCGCAGCUAUGGCCCGCGCCACCGGCACCUGCAUCGCUUUGAUGCCUUCUGCUUCUCUUCGGCACUCAAAGGAGAGGUUUUCUACCUGGACCGCCCGGCCGGGAUGACGCUGGAGGAAGCCAAGCAGAGCUGCCAGGAUGUGGGGGCUGAGAUCACCCGCGUGGGGCAGCUCUACUCUGCCUGGAAGUUCCUGGGGCUGGACCGCUGCGACGCCGGCUGGCUGGCGGACGGCAGCAUUCGCUACCCCAUCGUCAAGCCCCGGGCCAACUGCGGCCCCGCAGAGCCCGGCGUCCGCAGCUUCGGCUUCCCCAGCAAGGGCAGGUUUGGGGUCUUCUGCUACAAAGAGAGAUAAGGAGCCGGGAGGGCUCCUUCAUGGCCGGAGGAUGUUUCCAGCCUGACGGUGCCUGGCGUCGGGUGUUUCCCAGGGCUGUUUUGGGGGUGACUGGGGGGAGGUGGGGCGGGGGGAGGCUUCUUUUUGUUUUAUUUUGUUUCCUUCCUUUAUAUUUUCCACAUCUUGCUCAGCAGCCGGCACAUGCAGCUGUUCGGGCCGGCUGCUGGCUGGGGCAGUGCGGGACCGUCCCUGGCAUGGGGUGCGCACGAGGAUGACCCCCAUGGGCUGCUGCCACCCCGCUUGGCCCCUGCCACCCUGUGGGUGGUGGCCCCUUCCCGCGGCAGCAGCACAUCACCGGCACCCACCUGCCCUUCCAGGCUGGUCCUGCCCCUGAGCUCGCAGGGUGGGAGCGAGGCGAGGCUGGAUCUGGCCAGGGGCAGAGAGCGGGUGCCUCUGUUGCAUCCCGCCUCCUCUUCCAGCCCUGUCCCCAUCCCACUGAAGGAUGCUGUUGUGCCUGUCCCUGUGGGGGUGCCAGUGCCUUAUCUCCAUGCACCCCUUGCCCGGACGCCACUUGAACACUGGUGCCUUCUUCUUCGAGCGUUUGGUAAUGAAAAGAUGUAUUUUCCUGGACCUCUUCUAAUAAAUCAGUGGAGAAAGCCCUGGAGCAACGUGGCUGUGUCCCCAUCUCUGUCCCAGCAUGAGAGAGGGGUCUGCCAAAGCGAGAGGAUUUGGGGAUCCCUGGCUGGACACCUGGGACUGUCUCAUCCCUGGCUGAGCACCAUCUCAUCACUGCCAGCUCAGCCCUGUGCCCAUCCGAGCUCCUGCAAGGGUACACAUGCUCCCUCAUUAAUGAGUGUUAAUUAACCCCUGGGGUGUCCAGACUGGAAGAUGGAGGGUGAAGCAUUUCCUGCUGGUAAUGGGUUUUAGGCGUAUGGGUUAACCCCUUCCUGGGGUCAGAGUUGAUCAGAGGUGGCAAUGUCCUACCCCAGGGUCCUUCUCUGGUUGGGGCUUGGGAAACCCCCCCACAACCCUGUUGUCUGCAGGGCUGCACCCUUGGGUGCCGGCUGGGGCUGAGCCAGUCCCACCUAGCCUGGAAGGACCCUGUUUGGGCUCCCCUUCCUUCCCAUGGGAGACUCCCCCCUUCAACCCUCAGAGACCCCCACUUCCCCAAAAAAACCAACACUGACAAAGUGCCCAUUCCGAUUUCACUCUCUUUAUUAUUUAUCAUUCUUUCAAAAUAGGAUAUGUUCAAAAAUAUAAAUAGGUGCAGGGAACGCUGGUGCCCCGCACGGUCCCCUGGAAAGAGCACAUUGUCCCGGGACGGGCGCUGUGCCGCAGGGGGGGCAGCGGGGAAGCAGAGAGGGGCUGCAGCCCCCAGUGCCCAGGUCCCGGGUCUCAGCAUCCCUUCGC